Molecule: messenger RNA, 451 nt
Organism: Ruditapes philippinarum (Manila clam)
Lineage: Eukaryota; Metazoa; Mollusca; Bivalvia; Venerida; Veneridae
Product: translation factor Guf1, mitochondrial-like
Biological process (GO): positive regulation of translation
Cellular component (GO): mitochondrion
Molecular function (GO): GTPase activity; mitochondrial ribosome binding; GTP binding
Source: RefSeq, a predicted model, not a curated record
UUUUGAUUAUGAAGAUGCUGACUAUGAGACAUCUGAUUUAGUAAAGGUAAAUUACUUAUUGAAUGGAAAGGAAGUUGAUGAACUGACAAUGCUAGUUCAUGUAUCACGUGCUAGAGACAUAGCUGUGAGAGUCUGUGAAAAACUUCAGAAAAAUAUUCCCCGCCAGAAUUUCCUUAUAGUGAUACAGGCUGCAGUAGGUAGUAAAAUUCUUUGUCGUGAGGAUAUAAAGCCGUACAGGAAAGAUGUUACAGCUAAAUGUUAUGGUGGUGACAUAUCUAGGAAGACAAAGCUUUUAAAACAACAAGCUGAAGGAAAAAAGAAAAUGAGGUUGAUAGGUCGUAUAGAAGUUCCUAGAGACGCUUUUAUUAAUAUAUUGAGAAAAUAAGCUGUCAUACUUUGCUACUAUUGUUUAUUUAUUUUGUUGAUCAAUAAAGAACAUUGUUAAAUUACA